This is a messenger RNA of Ictalurus punctatus (channel catfish), 5867 nucleotides long. RefSeq names its product zinc finger protein 512B (gene znf512b). The record is from RefSeq and is a predicted model, not a curated record. Bases 1929 to 3887 code for a protein of 652 amino acids. NCBI's taxonomy places the organism in Eukaryota, Metazoa, Chordata, Actinopteri, Siluriformes, Ictaluridae. Gene Ontology annotation, molecular function: zinc ion binding. The transcript has 11 exons.
ACACACAGGUAAAGAACUUAAUUUAAUGUUCACAUCAGAAUGAAGAAAAAAUUUGAUCUGUGUCUUUAAGCAUGACAUGCUUGUUGAGUGGAGUAUUUCAGUAACUGCUGAUUUCCUGGGAUUUUCACACACAACAGUCUCUUGACUUUACACAGAAUGGUGUGAAAAACAAAAAAAAAUUUACUGUGAAUGGAGAGUUUACAGGCUGAAACACAUUGAUGAUGAGAGAGAUCAAAGGAGAAUGACCAGACUGGUCUGAGCUGUCAGGAAGUCUAUAGUAAUUCAAAUAAGUACUCUUUACAACCAUGAUGAGAAAAGGAUCUCAGAAUGCACAGCACAUCAAUCCAUGAGGUGGAUGUGCUAAAACAGCAGAAGACCAGAUGAUCUUUUUUCUAAUCUUCUUCUGUCACGUUUGAUGAGCCUGUGCCUAUGAUAGCUUGUUCUUGGCUGUUAGGAGUGGAACCCAAUGUAGUCAUCUGCUGUUGUAGCCCAUCCACUUCAAGGUUUGAUGUUUUGUGAAUGCAGAGAUGCUUUUCUGCUCACUACAGUUUAGAGUGAUUGAGUUACUAUAUCUGUCCUGGCAGCUCAACACCCACUCUGGCCAGAGAAAGACUGUUUGUAUGUUUCAUCAAACCUUAUCUUUACAGGUCAAGGGCAAAGGUUAUCAAAAAUCAAUAUUAUCUUGACAGGUAUAGGUCAAAAGGUCAUCACCAAUCAUCCUUAUUUUGACAGGUGUAGUUUAAUGAUAAAUAAUGUUGUGUUCCCAUAGAUCAAUCAAAAUAAACCUUAUCUUUUUGGUUAAUGAUUAUUAAUGUUAGGUUUGUUUUAGUCUCUUGUGUUUUACACAGCAGAUAAAUAAUAAGGUCAUAUGUAAAUGAUUGUCAAUAGUACACAAACACUUUAAAUCUGGUUCUGGUGCAUUCCUAUACACAUCUGAUGAAAUAAUAAGGUCCUAGUUAAUGAUGAAUAAUGAUAGUCCUUCCCACACACAUACAUAAGUCUGAUGAAAUAAGUAAAUGAUUAAUAAUGAUUUUCCCUAAAUAUCCAACCAAAAAUAUGGCACACAGAAGAUACUUCCUGACCAAUCAGAGUAAAGAAAUCUAAAAUGCUCCAUCCACUAGUGGGCAGUAUAUACACUCUAAGGUUUUAGAAGACGACCAUACCCACCCUCUUAAUUUUAAAUACUCUGUAUGUGGAAUAAUGUGUAUGAGUGUUCAACUAUGGCUGCUUGUGCUAGUGCACCAAAAAAGUUCAAUCUACUCUGGGAAGAUUAGAAAAAAAUUUAGAGCUUGAAAAGAUUCAGUAUUGGGUAAUGUCAAACGGUUGAAUAGUUUUGUUUUCAAUAGCGGUAACGGUCUGAUGAACCGACCAAAUAGUGAAUGUUGAUUCAACAUUGAAAAUUUAUCACCAAUACUGACCCAUACAACUAAAAAUAGAUGUUGAAUCGAAGUCUCUUUGUUAUCUGGGACAGCAUGACUGCAGAAGUAUUCAGAAAAUUAUACACGAAGACACAGUCAAUAUUUCAUUAAAUUAUGCUAGCUGGCUACUUCCCAAGAUUUGCAAGGAGUCUUCCACGUGGUUCUUGCCAUGGUGUUUCAUUGCUUAUUGAAACAUGUUAUGCAGAUAGAAAAGCAAAUUUCCCUCUCUUUGCGAUUUGUUAAUUGUGACCACAUCAUGAUGUUUAGCUGCAUAACUUACUCAAUUUCUUAAGUUGUUGUUAAAGAUGAAGAAUAUUGAUAUGGAAUGAGUAAUUACUCCAUUCUCAAAUAUUUUGGUUGAAAUUUACCAAAAAUAUUAAGGAUAUCUAAAAAUAUAACUUAAAAGAAAUUCUAAUUUAUUUUCAUGAAAUUAACUUAAAUAAUAAAUGUAGUGGUCAAGCAUCAGCUGUGAAUGGAGAGGAGGUGGGUUAAACUGACAGGCAACGUGUGAUGAUUCUCACCUGUGUCUUGUUACCACCAGUCUACGUAUUUGUGUCUCUUUGUGCUUUCAGUGACUGCUGUAACAAGAAAGAGAGUGACAUAGCUGGAAAAGCCUGCUACAAACACAUUGGAAAAAUGAGCUAUUCUAGAUUCUUGCAUUCUCCACCAUUAUAUGAAAGGAAGUUCAGUUAUGGCUGUCCCUACUGCAAGGCUGUGUUUGCCACAAAAGUGCACCUGCAGAAGCACAAGCUGUGGAAUCAUUCAGAGAGGGUCAACAUGGACAGCAAGAUAGCAAUGACCAUGGAGCCAAUGGCUGAGCCGAAAGCCAAGCUGAAAAUGCAAAAAAAACCUGUAAAGAAAAAUACUAAAAAGAGAGUAUGGACCUCUUCUCUCAGGCCUAUGGAGAACAGCCCCUCCUCGCCAGUCUUUUUAAAGGUAAAGAAGAACCAGGAAAUGUCCCAGCACUUACAGAAUGGUGAGUGCUCUGACCAGUUGACAGAGAAAAAUGAACAGCACAGCUCCCAGCAACAACAACAAAAGGGAACUCUCUUGGAUGGUGGGAGCAGUGAAAGUGAAGGAAUCAGUCUACCUCUAGCUUUUCCUGAGGAAGACCCAGAAAGGAUGAAGCAUAGGAGGAAACAGAAAACUCCAAAGAAGUUCACUGGGGAGCAGCCCUCCAUCUCCGGAACAUUUGGUCUAAAAGGGAUGAAUAAAGUGGAUGAGAAGCUGAAGGUAGGCAGGACCCAGCGACCAGCGGGGGCACCAUUUGGAGGCAAUAGCAAUGUGGGGGAACCACAUUACCAUUGUCAAGCACCACCCCUUGAUUCUGAGGCACAGGAUGCCAUUUUGGAGCACAGUGAGGUGUCCUGCUCCACUUGCUCCAUUGUCACCUACAAGACUUGUCCUGGCUUCAAAAAGCACUUGAAGAUCUGUCAAAAGGCCCCGAUCAGUGAGGAAACGGAUUUGGAUAGUGUGAAGGUGGAUGAGAAAGUGCAGUCUCCCACUGACAAGACAAAAUCAGAUCCAGCCAAUAUGAAACUAAAGAAAAGUAUGGAGGAGAAGAGAGAGAAUAAAAAGGAUGAAAGUGUGGAGGCUGAAGAGGAGUUCUUGGACCUAGAACGCACUCCCAGUGGCAGGGUGAGGAGGCGCUCCGCCCAGGUAGCUGUAUUCCACCUGCAGGAGAUUGCAGAGGAUGAACUGGCCAAGGACUGGGCAACCAAACGUCGCAUCAAAGAUGAUCUUGUCCCUGACAUUAAAAGGCUGAAUUACACACGACCGGGCCUUCCCACCUAUAAACCUGAAACCUUGGAUACUUGGAAAAAUGCAGUGAAGGAAAAAGGUUUCAUCUGUUGUCCCAACAGUAGCUGUCAGGCCAUUUAUUCAAGUGUGUCAGGACUCAAAGCUCAUCUUACCAGCUGCAUCAAGGGAGGGGUCAUUGUGGGAAAGUAUACAUGCCUGCUGUGCCAGAAGGAAUUCAGCUCUGAGAGUGGGGUGAAAUACCACAUUUGUAAGACACACUCUCAGACUAGUGCACCAGUGUCAGCUGCUCUCACCUCCUCUUUCCGCACACCCUGCUGUCCCCUCAUUUUAAUUCAGAAUUGGUUUCGAGCAACAGGCCACGUGUCUAAGAGCAAGAACAAAGAUUCACAGAGCUACAAGGUGCAGAAAGACAUGAAAAAUGGAGUACCCUGGAAGAAAAGGGGACGGAAACCCAAAGAACGUCUGGUUGAAACAGCGUCCACUCAAGAAAAGACUUUGAGUACUAGCAGUGGACCUUCCGUGAAUCACCAAACCCAAAAUCCAAACACAAGCCAAACAUCAGUCCAAACAUCAAGCCAGAACCCAACCUACACCACCCGCAACAAUAUCCCAACACCAAUAGAUGGUAUAGCUCUAAUCCACAAUAGAGAUUUGCAGCCUCCUGUUAAGAAGAGAGCCAAACCUAAGAAAGCACUACUCUCAGAGUAACAUGACUUUCACCACUUCAAUACCAGACAGGAUGCUGUUAGCAAUAUGCCAGUAAACAAACUAAACAAUAAUUAAUCUGUAUGUCAUCACCUCUGCGAUUAAAUAUUCAGCAGAAGAUGGAGCUGAUACAGAAUAGGAGAGCAGUUGAGAAAGUGUCAACAGUUAGCUCUUGCAUUAGUUUUACACUUUUUUUUUUUUUUUUUACCUGAUAUAUACACAAACCUGAUAUACAGUCCCCUUUGAAAGGAUUGGAAUGGCAAGAAUUUAGCAGUGCUAUAUACUGAAGACAUUUGGGUUUGAGAUCAAAAGAUGAAUAUGAGACGGUAGAUCCGAAUUUCAGCCUUCAUUUCCUGAUAUUUACAUCUAGAUGUGUUAAACAAAUUACAACAUGGUACCUUUGGUCGCAGACCACCCAAUAUUUAGGUGAGCAAAAUUGUUGAAAAAGAUAGUCUUAAAAUAAAUAAUAUUAGUCAUUAGUGGUUAGCACAUUUGCGUCAUACCUCUGGAGUUGGGGGUUUGAAUCCUACCUUUGCCAUGUGUGUGUGCAGAGUUUACAUGUUCUUCCUGUGGUUUGGGGGUUUCCUCCAGGUACUCCGGAUUCCUCCCCCAGUCCAAAGAUAUGCAUUGUAGGCUCACUGGCAUUUCCAAAUUUGUCCAUAGUUUGUGAGUGGGUGUGGGAAUGGGUGUACGAUUGUGAUGCGAUCGGUUGCCACCUUGUUCAGGGUGUCCCCCGCCUCGUGCCCCGAGUUCCUUGGGAUAGGCUCCAGGCUCCCCCUGUGUAUGAUAAGCAGUAUGGAAAUGAAAUCCUUGGUUGUGUUAGCAGUGUGUUUUGGACCAUUGUCUUGCUAGAUGAUAUAGUUCCUCCCGAUUAGAUUGGAUGUGUUUAUCUGUAACUUGGCAGACAGAAUGUUUUUGGAGACUUCUGAAUUUAUCAUGCUGAUACCAACAUGAGUUACAUCAUCAAUAAAGAUUAGUGAGCCUGUUCCACAAGCCACCCUGCAAGCCCAAGCCAUGACACCACUAUACUUGUCUGAUGAGCUUGUAUGUUUUGGAUCAUGAGCAGAUCCUUUCCUUCUCCAAACUCUGGUCUCUACAUAACUUUCAUAGGGGUUAAUCUUGAUUCCAGAACUUUUAUGGCUCAUUUCCUUAUUUAUUUAUGAAUUCCAAUCUGGCCUUCCGAUUCUUAAUGUGGUUUGUAUCUUUGGUAUGGCCUCUAUACUUGCUCUUGAAAUCUUCUUCACACAGUGGAUUGGGAUACCUUCAGCCCUACACUGUGGAGAUUGCUGGAGAUGUCACUGUCUGUUGUUUUGGGGAUUUUCUUCACAGUUGUCACAGUGUUUCUGUAAUCAACUGCUGCUGUUUUUCUUGGCUGAUCUGUUAGAUGUCUAGUUAUUAGUACACUAGUGGUUUAUUUCUUUUUCAGUACAUUCCAAAUUGUUGUAUUGCCUAUGCCCAAUUCUUGUGCAAUGGCUCUAAUUGAUUUUCCCUCUUUUCUCAGCUUCAAAAUGGCUUGUGUUUCUCCCAUAGAGAGCUCUCUGGUGUUCAAGUUGGUUUGUCCUUUUAAACAACAAUUGCAGUAUUCACAUGUGAAACCCAGGGCUCAGACCAAGAAUAGACAUUCAGAGCUAUUAACUAUUUAAACAACCAAUCUAACAGGGCACACCUGGGCAACAAAAAACACGUGUCAGUCAAAUAUUACACUAUUUGAUUACUUGAAAAAUGAGUGGGUUCAAACAAAAUGUUCAAAUUUGUUUAACACACCUAGAUGUAAAUAUCAGGGGGGAAAAAAACUGCAAUUCUGAUCUCUUGUCUCAUAGUCAUCUUUUGAUCUCAAAUCCAAAUAUCUUUAGUGUAUAGCAAAAGCAAAAUAAUUGGCCUUGCUUUUCCAAUACUUUCAGAAUAAAAUGUGUGCAUAAAAUGUGUUUACUGGUAUGCUGAUAUUUAAAAAUCAAUUUUUGUUCCAUUUGAAAGUUAAUUUCA